CACAAUAACGGACAUCUGAAAAAAAAGCCCUAAAUUAACGACUUGCUUCCCUCCUUUUUUUUUUCUGAAAUCGAAGCUGCGAGAAAGUAAGACGCAGCAUCAAAAACAUUAACAAUGGCGAUUGCGCGAACUGGUGUUUACGUUGAUGAUUAUUUGGAAUAUGCUAGCACCUUGCCAGCAGAGCUUCAAAGGCUUCUCAAUACCAUCCGUGAGCUUGAUGAGCGCUCCCAAGGAAUGAUAAAUCAGACAAGGCAGCAAACGAAGUUAUGCUUAGGGAUUUCGAGCCAGAGUUCGAAAAAAUGGCAUAAUGGUGAAGAUGAUGAGGUUGCCAUUGAGAAAUUGACCAAGGAAAUAGAAUCAACUCAAGAUAAUGCGUUUAGCCUUUGUACUGAGAAGGUUUUACUCGCUCGGCAAGCUUAUGAUCUUAUAGAUAGCCAUAUAAAGCGUUUAGAUGAAGACUUGAACUACUUUGCUGAUGAUCUAAAGCAAGAGGGAAAGUUACCACCAGAUGAGCCUGCCAUUCUUCCACCUCUUCCCAUAAUUAUGGCUCCAAAACCUGAAAAGCAGCGAAAUGCAUAUGGAACGCCUCAAUCAAGACGGUUUAGUUAUAGAGACAGGGAUUGGGACCGCGAGCGCGAUAAGGAUUCAGAGCUAAUGCCACCUCCUGGUAGCCACAAAAAGGAUUUCCCUGUCCCUGUCGAUACUGAUCAACCUAUUGAUCCAAAUGAACCAAUCUACUGUGUUUGUCAUCAGGUUUCCUUUGGAGAUAUGAUAGCAUGUGACAAUGAGAAUUGCCAAGGAGGAGAGUGGUUCCAUUAUGCAUGUGUUGGGCUGACACCUGAAACGAGAUUCAAAGGGAAGUGGUACUGUCCAACUUGCAGAGAGCUCCCUCAAAUUCGUUCUUGAACCAGUUUUCUGUUGUAGUUAAGUCAAAAAAGCCAAGGUGGGACUAGCAAAACAAAAUAUCUUCCAGCUCUAAAGUUGGUAUCUAUGUAUUGCUUCAGCAAAUUGAUAUAGUUAACUGCCAUGUUGAAUCAUGCUACUUUCCGAGACCGCAUUUUUCUUGAUCAGAUGGGAAAACAAGCUAGAAGAUGGUGAAACUUGUGGCUUUGCUCUUUUGUCUUUUAACAGUUUGUAAUCAGGUGUAGACCUCUAAAACCGUGGCUGGCCGUUCCUUCAAAAGAACUGUUGCUUUCGUUUUAUUUGGCAAGGGCAUAUUGACUUCCUCUGUCAAACACCCGAAAGUGAAUUAACCUUCAGACAGCACAAUGUAUGAUAAUCUGCACAUACUUCGAAAACUUUGAAUUAGAAA
Beta vulgaris subsp. vulgaris (sugar beet) is the source of this 1312-nucleotide messenger RNA. Its product is annotated as PHD finger protein ING2. Gene Ontology annotation, cellular component: nucleus. Bases 115 to 906 code for a protein of 263 amino acids. Lineage: Eukaryota; Viridiplantae; Streptophyta; Magnoliopsida; Caryophyllales; Amaranthaceae. The transcript is spliced from 7 exons. The record is from RefSeq and is a predicted model, not a curated record.